AUUUUUGGAAUCAAGAUCAGAUGUGCCAUUGCCGCGUAGCUCAAGUGCCUUCAUCCUCGACGACAACAGCAGUGUCGACGAUCGAGCCAGUCUCUUCUGUGAUAGUUGACCGCCACGACAACGUCAGUGUCGCAGCUCGUCGUCGGCAAUGGACCCCUGGAACGAGCCCGCGAGUGACUCGGCAGCUGGCAAAGUGUCGACGCGCAGCCCGGAAUGCGCCCGGUGUCGCAAUCACGGAUCCGUGAACAAGAUCAAGGGUCACAAGAAUUAUUGCGAACACAGGUUUUGCCCGUGUGUCCGGUGUGAGCAGACUGUGGAUAGGCAACGGGUCAUGGCCAAGCAGAUCUCGCGACGACGGGCUGCCACAGCUGCCUUGAAGUAUGAAGCUGCGGCUGCUGAAGCUCGAAAUGUUCCGGGACCCUCAACGCGGGUUUUGCCAAAUCCUCCGGUUUUGACGGACGAGGAAUCUAGUGGACCAAUUAGCGACAGAGACCGACAGAUCUUAUUGAUGAUGGCCCUGCAAAAAUACUCACUGGACUACGAAGGUCUUUUGUUGCUCGUCGCCAUCCAGAAGGUGCUGAUGAACGUGGAAGAAACCGAUCGAGAAGUGAACGCGGCUUUGGUCGAGUUUGACGUGCUGGUUGAAGAGGGCAAAGCCUGCGAUGUGGACCUGUGCCCCGAGCCAAGCCCAGCUGACGUGUCGGCGAUUCCCGGUCCUUCAGCUCUGACGUCAGCUGUCAGUCCGGAACGUUCCAUGCCAAAUUAUGCAGCUUUCAUGGCGCAGAUCAUGCAUGCGCAAUUAGCAAUGAUGACAGCAGCCGCGGCAGCAGCAGCAGCUUCAUCCUCUUCGUCCAAAGGCGAUUCCGACUGACUUCCUGUGAGUUCCGGAUGCGAAAUCCCUUCCGGAAUGGAUGCCAUCAGCAUCUUCCUUCGACUCAAUGAACCUAAUAAAAAAAAAACAGAACAAAUUCCUCUCGUAAAACAGGCCUAUUUUGAAUGCAUUCUUCGGGCAGAGUUUAACCUGAAACGAAAAAGACAGAAACCUGAACACGUCGAAAUAGUUCAGUACCGAAUGAACAUUCCACCGUCCAUUAUUGAUGAUUAAAUUGUUUGGACUCACACUUGUUUUCAAUAAAAAUCGGAUCCAGCAAAGUCUGAAGUUGUUUCGUCGUUUUAUAUAUGCACAAAGGGGAGCAUUUUCAAGAGCUUCACUUUCAUAAUUAGCAAAUUGGUUUUCCAGAAUCUAAACAUUUAUAUAAAUUGUAGUUUAGAGCUAUAUACAGCGAGAUUUUUGAAUUUUUGCUGCUGGCACCUUCAUUCAAAACGAUUCCUCAUCACAAGAAGGAAAAAAAAAGAAUUUGGAGAAUAUUUUGUGGCCACUGGCGUACUCAUGUGUUGAAAGUAUCGAGUAUAGUAUUUCGAAUCUCUGAUUUUGUGCCAAAAUCAACAUUCUUUGUCGAUUUCUCAUUCCAUCCGUCCGAGACAAACAUAAUCGAAAUUUCGACGACUCGCGAACGGAGUUGCGCGGAUGCUGUGCUUGUAUACCUUGGCUUUGAAUUCCUGAGAUGUUUUUUUUUUCGAUAUUUCCAACUGAGAUCAAUUGUGUUAUAGGUUGCUGAGGGUAGCAAUUAUAGUAUUAUUUUAGGCACAAGCUUUAAAGGGGGUUGAAUCACUCACGAUCUCUUCGCUUUCGAAGAUCGCAUUAUCUUGUGCACACGGGAUCUCAUAUGUUUUUCCUUUGGUUCAAGGGAUUGUAAUUUAUUGGCACAUUUUGAUGGUUUUUGUGUUUUUUGAACGAACGUCGUCGUUGACAUGUCCAGAUCACUGCGUCAUCAAUCUUCGUUGAGCAAGAAAGAAAGAAGUGUACACAGUCUAUGCACUUUAUGGUAAAUAUUUGUUAGCGGCUGUGCUUCAGAAUAAGACUCGACUUUUGUGGAAAUUUCGAGGUUCGUCCACUUGAACAGUACUGCGGAUCAGUAAAACAUUUUUCCUGGAGCCUACAAAUAUUAACCCCUCACCGGACAGAACCAUUCUUCAGCAUUCUUUUCAGAAGAACAACGGGAGCAAAAUAACGGCACUCUCGCGAAAAGCAGAGCGGAUGAGAAAAUUUAUUCAAAGCACGAUUACGCAAAAAUCAACAAUGCGUUGAGACAAAGGCCCCGAUUGUUCUAAGACUGCAAACAACCGGGAAUAUGAGCCUGAAAAAAACCUGUGCAAAUUUUCUCAUUCAUCUGCGCAUUCACUCUCCGAAGAAAGAGUUUGCGAUUUAAAAAAUGGUUUUUUCGAAGCUAAAUUGGCGCAAAAUUUCCUUGUCCUGCGCUUCGUACCUUUUCUUGUAAAAAAAAAAUUGCAAGUGACGAACUCGUGCUUCCGGCGGAACAGAAGCGAACUCGAUAGUCUAUAGAGAAGUUGUUUAUCCUAUGUGUGGUCUCUUUGAUUAUUGAAAAUUCUUCAUCAAACAGUGUUGUCUUUGAAUCAAGCGCGAUCGUUUCUAGUCUUGAAGUCUUGCCAAAAUUCGCUCGUCCGCGCGUUCCAACAGAUGCAAAUCGAUUUUGUAAAAUUUUGAGGGAAUGGGGGAAAAGAAGAAAGAAAGAAACAGA
Notodromas monacha is the source of this 2600-nucleotide messenger RNA. NCBI's taxonomy places the organism in Eukaryota, Metazoa, Arthropoda, Ostracoda, Podocopida, Cyprididae. The record is from the annotation of a GenBank genome assembly.